CUGAUAUGCGCUUUUAUGGAAACGCUAGAAUGACGACCGCGCUACCGAAAUGGUUCACGCCUCUGAGGCUCCUCGGCAUUUUCUGUCUCACCAAUCUAGUGGUUUACCUUGACCGCGGGCUAAUUGCAAGCAAUGGAGUCAAUGGUACGCCGAGGACUGAGGCUGAUCCAGACGGGUCCGGCAUCCAGGGCGAGUUCGACCUCAACUACGUCGAGGACGGCCUGCUGCCGGCCCUGUUCAUGGUGGGACUGCUCAUCAGCUCCCCCAUCUUUGCGGAAACAGUGAAGCACUACAGCGCGUUCCGGCUGCUGGGCAUUGGUAUGGCCGUGUGGUCAGCUUCCGUGGUGGCGUGUGGCAUAGCGCCCAACUUCGGCCUCUUGCUGACCGCCCGCGCUUUUGUGGGCGUGGGAGAGGCAUCCUUCGUCGCAUUGGCAGCGCCGUUCAUUGACGACUUCGCGCCCGCGGCGCAGAAGGCUCGCUGGUUUGCAGCUUUCUACCUGUGUAUCCCUGUGGGCUUUGCGCUAGGCUACAUUGUGGGCGGCGCCGUCACUGCUGUGGCGUCUUGGCGCUGGGCGUUUGUGGGCGAGGGGCUGGUCAUGGUGCCCUUCACCCUCUUCGCGCUCACCGCACAGCCGCUGCAACUGCGCGGCUCAAAGCCAGCGGGGGCGCCGCACCACCGGCACCACCGCGGCGCCACCGGCUGGCAGCACUGGCGCGCGCUGCUCAGGGAGUUCGGGGGCGACGUGGCCAUUGUGUUGCGGCAGCGCGUGUGGCUGGCCGUGUGCGGCGCCUACACCGCCUAUGUGGCGGUGCUGGGCGUGUAUGCCUACUGGGGGCCGCAGGCCGGCGCCGCGCUGUUCUUUCCGCGGCACGAGGGUGACACGGGCCCGCGCUCCAGCACAGCCGACCUUACCUUUGGCGGCGUCACGGUGCUGACGGGUGUGGUGGGCAGCGUGGCGGGCGGCCUGGCGCUAGACAAGAUGGGCUCCACGCUGCGCAACGCCAACCUGCUGUGCGCGUUCGCCAACCUGGUGGGCUUCGUAUUCCUGCUGCUGGCCUUCACCACCUCCCAGACCUUCGCGGCUUUCAUGGGCCUGUUCGCGGUCGGACAGCUCAUCAUCUUCCUGCUGCAGGCGCCCGUCGCCGCCAUCGGCAUGUGGUGCGUGCCGCCCGAGCUGCGGCCUCUGGGCGCGUCCCUCAUGACCGUUUCCAUACACCUGCUGGGUGACGUGCCCUCGCCGCCGCUGGUCGGGCUGCUGCAACAGCGCCUGGCGGCAGGCAAGUCGCCCGCGGACGCGGCCGAGCAGUGGCGCAUCUCUCUGAGCGUUGUCAGCCUGCUGCUGCUGGUUAGCGGGAGUUUGUUCCUCUUGGGCGCGUGGCUGUCGGUCCCGGGGACAGACUGGCGAGGCAAGGCGCCUGCUAAUCAGGAGCAAGGCAGCGAGGAGGGUGAUGGCGUGGGCGGCGAGGAGGGGCUGGGCGGCGUGGCGGCGGAGGGGGGGCCGGACGUACGGCCGCUCCUGCUGGAGGAGGGCGGGGCGGGGCGGCAGCGGAGCAGCGAUGAGCCGCUGAUCAGUGACAAAUGAGGGCGGGCGUCUCAGGCUCCUAGCAUCAUGGCUGCAGGAGUUCCUGCCAGGUGUAGAUGUGUGCUGGGGGCAGCCUCGGCGGCGAGCUCACAAGUUGUGUGUUUGUUGUGUAGAGUAAUUCUGGACUACUGUGUGGGUAUUGCUUAAAGGUCCGGCCUGUGCACGCUUCGCGCUGCACCGCACCUCGCAUGCAUGUGUGUACGUGUGUGCCGUCCACCGCUCCUGGUGCCGUCCUUCAAGCCAUCAAGGUGCCUUCACCAGUUCACCACCUCGGCCCCUAGGGAGUAGGGACCUCCAGCCCUUUCGUGCCCCAGCCUUUCAGGGGCCGCGCAGUUGACGGGACUCCAGGGAC
Messenger RNA from Chlamydomonas reinhardtii, 1935 nucleotides. RefSeq lists its product as uncharacterized. Gene Ontology annotation, biological process: transmembrane transport. The record is from RefSeq and is a predicted model, not a curated record. NCBI's taxonomy places the organism in Eukaryota, Viridiplantae, Chlorophyta, Chlorophyceae, Chlamydomonadales, Chlamydomonadaceae. Gene Ontology annotation, molecular function: transmembrane transporter activity. The coding region runs from base 30 to 1583 and encodes 517 amino acids. The transcript is spliced from 10 exons. Gene Ontology annotation, cellular component: membrane.